UGAUGAUCUAUAGAUCUGCUGAUCAACACGGACAGGUUAGUCAAGGUUAACCAGCCUAAACUACUCUCCAAUUAACCAGGCUCGCUGAUUGGCCAGCGGCUGCACGUGACGUGUAAAAACUCUAAUUUAAGUGAACAUCAGACAUGCGGUGAGUUUCACGCACUGAUCAAACUAAAUGAUCGCGUUUCUGACGUAUUUCCGCUUAUGGAAGACGCGGAAGUGCUGUGUUUGUCCUGAUGUUGUUAAUAAAGUUGGGUUGAAAACACAAGCGCUAACAGGAAGUAAUUCUCUCAGACGGUUUGGUUUCUGGUUCCGAAGUUUCUGCCAGCAGCGCUGCGCUGUACCGGACCCUGACCCACUGCUGGCGGAACCGAUGAAUCAGAACCGAGUCCGAACCACGAAACGUUGACGCGUCGUCGCUUCUCCCGCACUGCCUGACGGGUAAAAUGCUAACAGCGCGGUGGCGGUGAUUGGUGGAGGCAGCUGGUCCAGGCGAGCCGCGGCAGGUUCGACCCGGCCCGGUUCUGCAUCCGCUCCCGGAGAACCUGAAGGUCCAGUUCAGAACAACGGCCAGAAGGAGGGCUCAGACCGGAACCACCAGAACCAGACAUGUCCCUGUCGGCCCAGAGGGACCGGGUCCAGAGGCAGGUGGAGGAGCUGGAGCGCAGCCUGGCGGUGAGCCAGGACCAGCUGGACCAGCUGAGCAGUGACACAGAUGAUGGAUCAGACAGUCAGGACGAGGAGGGACAGGAGGGACAGAUCCCAGCUGAUCUGUUGGCCCAGAAGCAGAAGAUCCAGUCAGAGAUCCAGAACCUGGAGGACAUGUUGGGUCCCCGCAGUGUGUCCCUCGACGUGUCCAGUGAGGACAGCAGCGACUCCAGUGACAGGAGCGAGCCGGACAUGUCUCCGAGUGCGUCCUCGUGUCUCCAGCUCAACCUGGUCUACCAGCAGGUGGUCCAGGAGACGCUGGACCAGCUGGAGGCGCUGCUGGCCCACAACCGCAGGCAGCAGAGGGAGCUCACAGCCCAGGUGAACGGACCAAUCAGAGAGCCCACCAGAGAAGCUCCUGCCUCGUCCAAUCAGCAUCCAGCUAAGCUGUUCCUGGGCAGCUUCCUGAAACCGUACUUCAAGGACCGCCUGACUGGACUGGGCCCUCCAGCCAAUCAGGAGGUGAAGCUGAAGGCUCAGAGGAUGAUGGGAUGUCCAGAAGACAAGAAGCUGAAAUUGAAGAGAUGGGAGAGCUGGCAGAAGACGCUGCUGGUCCACUCGGUCACAAGAGACCAGCUGAAGAGACAGAUGCUGCCCAAACUGUCCAGGCUGGACUUCCUGACCUCGAAGCUGUCCUCGGCUCACGGAGCCGACAGACAGCAGCUGACUGAGCAGAUCGAUGACCUGGAGAAAGACCUGCAGCUGCUGAGGAUGAAGAGGGAGGAGGAGCUUACUGGUGAUCGCUACGAAGAACACGACUGGCAGAAGAUCUCCAACAUCGACUUUGAAGGGACGAAGGACGCAGAGGACAUCCGUCUCUUCUGGCAGAAUGUCCUCCACCCGUCCAUCAACAAGACGGCCUGGAGCAGCGAGGAGGUCCAGAGGCUGAGCGCCAUCUGCAGGAGACACGAGGACAGACACUGGGACUCGAUCGCCCAGGAGCUGGGGACGGGCAGGACGUCCUUCAUGUGUCUCCAGAUGUUCCAGCGUUUCGUCUCCGACUGUCUGAAACGCAGCAGCUGGACGGCAGAGGAAGACGAGCAGCUGAGAGAGCUGGUCCAGAAGAUGAGGAUCGGGAACUUCAUCCCGUACACGCAGAUCAGUUACUUCAUGGAGGGUCGUGAUCCGACUCAGCUCGUCUACAGGUGGACCCAGGUUCUGGACCCGAGCCUGAAGAGAGGCUCGUGGACCAAGCAGGAGGACCGGCUCCUGCUGCAGGCCGUGGCCCGUCACGGGGAGAAGUGUUGGUGGAAGGUCCGGUUGGAAGUUCCUGGACGCACUGAUGGAGCCUGCAGAGACAGGUAUCUGGACUGUCUGAAGAAGAACAUAAAGAAAGGACCGUUUGAGAGACAUGAGGUGCAGCUGCUGGAGCAGCUGGUGAAGAAACAUGGAGUUGGUCGCUGGGCCAAGAUCGCUGCAGAGAUCCCACAUCGGAUCGAUGCUCAGUGUUUGAGAGAGUGGAGGAAGCUGGUGCGAGAACCUGCUCAGGACAGAAGGAAAAUCAGGAAGACCCGCAAGACGGGAGGAGAAGGAGGAAGAGGAGGUGGAGGAAGAAGGCGGGAUGCUGGAGGUUUCAAUGUUGGGAUCAGGGGAGGAAUACUGAAGGAGGAGGAAGAGGAGGUGCAGAUAACUGAAGAGGAGGAAGACGAGGAUGAGGUGGUGCAGUACAUGGACAGUGAUGAAGACUGUAACAAGAAGAGGAAGAGGAGCAUGGAGGAGGAGGAGCAGCAGGAGGAGUUCAUCCUGCCGCCGAUGGAGGAGUGGGUUCCAGCUGAGGCUAAGCAGAGCGCCACCUCCCUGAGCUUCACGCUGGUGGAGCUCCCUUCCUCCUGCGAGGCGCCGGACCGAACCGCGGUCCGCUCCACCGUGUUGGGACGGCCUGGACCCUCCGUCAUCAUCGGGCCUCCGCCCAGAGAGCUGCCCUGGGAGGAGCGCCACAGCUCCUCCGCCGUGCUGAUGGCGUCCCGGGAGGCGCUGCGUCUCCACCUGAGCGCCCUGAAGCAGAAGGUCGGCGCCGGUCCCCAGAUGGGGCGGCGGCCGCGGCCGCAGGCCCAGGAGCUGAGGUACGAGCUGCAGGCCGCCGUCGCGCCGUGGAUCGGGAACCUGCUGAUCCCAAAGAGCCAGAAACGGAGCGCCGCAGAUGUGCUGAGGGAGGGAGGAGAGAGGAGAGGCGUCUCCACCUCCUCCGCCUUCACGCUGCUUCUCCAGGCCAUGAACGUAGACACGCUGGGCUGCCGGCAGAUGAUUGAGCAGAGGAAGAACCAGGCGGCCCUGCAGGCCCCGCCCCCCACCCGGGGGCCCAAACGGGUCUCAGAGCUCCUCGCCAACAGGAAGAGGAGGAACCAAGAGGAAGAGGACCAGCGCAGAGUCAUGCUGGAGCAGCUACAGGAGAAACACCUGCAGGCUCCGCCCACCACGCAGGCUCCGCCCACCAUGCAGGCCCCGCCCACCACGCAGGCUCCGCCCACCGUGCAGGCUCCGCCCAUCGUGCAGGCUCCGCCCAUCACGCAGGCUCCACCCAUCGUCCAGGUUCCGCCCACCAUGCAUGCCCCGCCCAUCACGCAGGCCCCGCCCACCACGCAGGCUCCGCCCACCAUGCAGGCUGCGCCCAUCGUGCAUGCCCCGCCCAUCACGCAGGCUCCACCUAUCAUGCAGGCUCCACCCCAGCACCCUUCUGGCAGAUGUCCUCAGGUGUUUCAGUUUCCUCGUAGUCUCGUCGUUCCUGCUGCCUCCAUCUACUUUGCUCCACCUGCUCCUCCUGCUCCACCUGCUCCUCCUGCUCCUCCUGUGCUCCCAAACCCCGAACCAUCCUGCACCCCGUCCUCAACGGUUCCUGUUGGCUCCAGUCUGACCAGUAGUCUUGCUCCAGGAAGUCCAGCAGUGCUGAAGGAUGUGGGCGGAGCCAGAGAGGGUGCAGCUGGGUCUCGUAGUGAUGUGGGCGGGGCUAAUGCAGGUGUGGAGCGGACAGGUGACGAAGGAGCAAAGCAGAAGGACGGAGUGGAUCUGGAGUCUGGACCCCUAGAUUCAGCAGGUUCUUCAGAACCGGACCGGACCCAGAACUCAGACGGUCCUGCUGUCGGCGCCGCUCCCUGUGCAGCAGUUAGCUCCUCCUCCUCUUCACCUCUGACCUCUCCUGCACCUUUUUGCCCUGAUCAGGCCCCGCCCACCUCCACAGACACCACCGUCUGUCAGAGUGGGGGCAGGAAGAGGGGGCGGGUGGAGGCGGGCGGCGCCGGGCCGGGGCUGAUCCAGGAGGGGAAGAGAACCAGGAGGCCGACCCUGAAGAUCCGGGAGUCCAAGGAGCUGCAGGCUGCAAAGAAGAAGAGAAGCUCCGCCCCCUCAAAGCAGGAACAUGUUGGCCGGGUCCAGUCGAAGGGAAGCAGCGCCGCGGAGGCUCCGCCCCGCUCCCAGGCUCCGCCCCGCUCCCAGGCUCCGCCCCACUCCCAGGCUCCGCCCCCCUCCCAGGUCACUGCUCUCCAUUUCCUCCCUAACCGGUCCGUGUGGGUCGUGACCCCUGUGGCUCAGGCUCCGCCCCCAGCCCCGCAGGUGGGGCUCUUACCCAGAGGCCCUCCCCUGGCGUCUGAAGCCCCGCCCCCUCUGGCGGCAGGACGCUCCUCUGUGACCCCAGCUGCCCUUCCUGACCUCCAGCUCUCACCUGUUCCCACCUAUAGAUUUAAGCCCCUCCUCCCGGCCGUCACCCAGUCACCUGAUCUGACCAGCUGGCCCCGCCCCCACAUGCCGCUGGCCUAUCAGGGAGCGGCGGGGUGGCAGUCGGUGGGCCCGACCGGCCCCCCCCUCCGGAAGGCGGGCCUGCACUUUGACCCCACCCUGAUGUUCCUGGAGCCCCUGGAGGAGGUUCAUGAUUGGCUGAGAGGGAGAGGGGGCGUGGCCGGAGCGGGGAGCGCCCUCCCCUACCUGCCGCCGUCUGUCAGCACUCUGAGCGCGCUCAGUGGCCUCCUGCGGGCGAAGGCGUCUGUGACGGCGGCGGCUCUGCAGCUGACGGCGGCGGCAGGCGGCCGCCCCCUCCCUGACCACACCUACUGCACCUCCGGGGAGCCGGACGGCGCCCAGCCGCCAGGGCAGCAGGUGGCGCUGCAGGCCGUCCGCCACCUGGUGGCGCAGCGCUUCUCCUCAAACCCCGCCCACCAGCUGCUGAAGGCCCGCUUCCUGUCCCUGUUCACGCUGCCGGCGCUGCUGGCCACUGUGCAGCCAAUCAGCAGGAAGAAGCCAACCUGUCCGACCAAUCAGGAGGAGGAGGAGGAGGAAGAGGAGGAAGAGGAGGAGCUGAAACAAAUCCAGGAGAGAGGAAGGAGGAGGAGGAGGAGAGUCCUGACCGGAGCUGCUGUUCCCUAAGUGGCCACCAGGCGUCAGUGUUUCACCUCUGAGCCGGUUCUGCUCUGUUCUGGACUGGAACCAGAACCAGACCCGGUUCUACAGAACCAGUCCAUGCAGGCUGACCCAUCCACAUGUACGUGGUGCGUUCAGGAACCAUGGUCACAAUGUUGCACUAAAACAGUUUUGAAGUUGCUGCUUGUAAAUAUUUUUGUUUUUGAAAAAUAAUUUCCUAAUAAAAAAUGUUUGUGGUUUCAUGGCGA
Molecule: messenger RNA, 5303 nt
Organism: Poecilia reticulata (guppy)
Lineage: Eukaryota; Metazoa; Chordata; Actinopteri; Cyprinodontiformes; Poeciliidae
Gene: snapc4
Product: small nuclear RNA activating complex, polypeptide 4
Biological process (GO): snRNA transcription by RNA polymerase III; snRNA transcription by RNA polymerase II
Cellular component (GO): snRNA-activating protein complex
Molecular function (GO): RNA polymerase III type 3 promoter sequence-specific DNA binding; RNA polymerase II cis-regulatory region sequence-specific DNA binding
Source: RefSeq, a predicted model, not a curated record